This is a messenger RNA of Spea bombifrons (plains spadefoot toad), 4685 nucleotides long. RefSeq names its product CASK interacting protein 2 (gene CASKIN2). The transcript has 21 exons. The record is from RefSeq and is a predicted model, not a curated record. Gene Ontology annotation, molecular function: protein binding. The coding region runs from base 738 to 4325 and encodes 1195 amino acids. NCBI's taxonomy places the organism in Eukaryota, Metazoa, Chordata, Amphibia, Anura, Pelobatidae.
GAUCAGGAGAGGGAGGGGCGGGGACUGGAGGAAGGGAGGCGAGCAGGGACAAGGAAAGGGAGGGAUUUCCUGCGGGGAAAGAGGAAAGCUGGCACCUUGACUCGUUCCAAAACUUGGGAAAAACUACGGCAGGACUGGAGGCAAAGGUUCCCCGGUGCCCGCGGGGGUUACAGGUAUGAAGACAAGAAGGGGCUUGAAGAAAUAUUUCAAUGAUUGAGAACAGAGAGAAAAUUAGUAGUCCGCUAAAAUAGAAGCCUCUUCGUUACCUCGUGGGACCUUAGAAGGAAGCAGCAGAAAAACACUGAACUCAAGAUAAGCGAAGGAAUACAAGGAAGCUCUUUCAUGAGUAGACUUUGUCAUGGAGCGUCGUGCCAGAUCAUUGCACCCUGUCAUUUUGGGAAGACAUGGCACAUGGUCCUCUGCUUUUGAUGACGUAUGGGCCCUUUUAUUUUGACCGCAGAUCUGAAAGAGUUUACAAUUCUGUGUUGACAGUGCUGAUACUCCCUUUCAUUGUUUUCAAAUCUCUGCUAUACAUCUGAAGGCUAUUGCGCUGGAUUUAAUACCGAACAGGAUACCUCUAGUCGAUAUACGUUUGGAGCGUGUGCUGGAAAUGAUUCAUUUUCCAGAAAGUUGUUGCUGGGGGUCAAAUUAGCAAAUGUCCUCUGUGGAUAUAAUUUGAAGGAACGUAAGGGUAUAUUUUUGGCCGUAAACUAUUGCGAUGACGCCAUAGAGUGGCGAUGGGUCGAGAGAAUGAACUGAUUCAAGCUGUAAAGAGCGGGGAUGUUGUAACUGUACAGAAACUGCUUGCCAAGGUCCGAGCUUCCAAAAACAAGCUGCUUGGAUCUACAAAGAGGUUAAAUAUAAAUUAUCAGGAUGCGGAUGGGUUUUCAGCACUGCAUCACGCUGCACUUAGCGGCAACUCUGAGCUCCUCCUCAUGCUGCUUGAUACACAGGCAGCCGUAGACAUUAAAGACGGCAAUGGUAUGCGGCCACUUCAUUAUGCGGCUUGGCAAGGACGUCCGGAGCCUGUUCUCCUCCUGCUUCGUGCUUCUGCCAGUGUCAAUACUGCGUCCCAAGAUGGGCAGAUCCCCUUACAUCUGGCUGCACAGUAUGGGCACUAUGAAGUGUGUGAGACGCUCCUGCAGCACCAGUCGAAUCCCUGUCAUGUCAACAAAGCCAGGAAAACCCCUCUGGAUUUGGCCUGUGAAUUUGGCAGAGUGAAGGUGGUGCAAUUGUUGUUGAAUAGCCACCUGUGUGUUUCCCUCUUGGAGGGGAUUUCGAAAGACCCCACAGACCCUAAUUUCACUACACCUCUGCACUUGGCAGCAAAAAACGGCCACAGAGAAGUUAUCAGGCUACUCCUGAAAUCUGGUAUUGAGAUUAACCAAGUGACCAAAAUGGGUACAGCUCUUCACGAGGCAUCACUCUGUGGCAAAACCGAGGUGGUAAAACUGCUGAUAGAGAAUGGAAUUGAUGUGAACAUUCGGAACACAUACAAUCAAACAGCUUUGGAUAUUGUCAACCAGUUUACAACUACACAUGGCAGCACGGACAUCAAACAGCUGCUAAGAGAGGCUUCUGGAAUUCUGAAAGUUCGAGCCCUGAAGGAUUUCUGGAAUUCUCAUGAUCCAACUGCCCUAAAUAUUCGAGCUGGGGAUGUGAUAACGGUCUUGGAGCAACAUCCUGACGGUCGUUGGAAGGGUCAUAUUCAUGAUGCCCAAAAAGGAACUGAUCGAAUAGGCUUCUUUUCUCCAUCGAUUGUGGAGGUCAUUAGCAAGCGGCUGGGCUCCACUCUUUCCCGUAACGUUGUAAUACCUUCUCAUCAGAGACUGGCAAAACCUGCGCAUUUGCUGGCUAAUCAGCUCAAUCCAGUAACUGGGAUACAGUUGGGGAUCUGCACUGAGAACACUGGAGCUGGUGACCGUCACAGCGUAGGCAGCGAUGGCAGUGUGCGCAGCGCCGGAAGUGGCCAGAGUUGCGAGGGAAAUGGAGUUGGAACUGCCAUCCUCAUAGAGAAUAAUAAGGCUCCACGCCUUGGUUUGAAUGAUCUGCAAAAUUCAAGAACAUUUCCAAGCUCUGUAUGUGGCCACUUGCUGAAUACUGGUUAUGCAGUGGAGAAAGACCCAGAAAUCUAUCUGCAUGGGAAGGAUGCAGAACUCAUUUAUUGCUGGCUGCGGGGCUUCCAGUUAGAAAUGUAUGUGGGGAACUUUCUGGCUGCAGGCUACGACCUUCCAACAAUCAGUCGCAUGACACCAGAGGACUUAACAGCAAUUGGGGUGACAAAGCCGGGGCACCGCAAGAAGAUUUCCACAGAGAUUGGCAAGCUGAGUGUUGAGGAUGGCCUUCCACUUCAUACUCCGGCGGACCUCUGGGAGUGGUUGUCUUUGCUAGGUCUGCCGGAGUACCAUAAACAGCUGUCAGACAAUGGCUACGAAACCCUGAGCACCGUGAUGGAGCUAACUUGGGAGGGACUACAGGAAAUCGGUAUCCACAGGCUAGGGCACCAGAAGAAGUUACUGCUUGGUGUAAAACGCCUGCUGGACCUUCAGCGCGGACAUCCUGUCGGAGGAACUCUAAGACGCAGAAUUGUAGGUUCCAAGGACCAAGUUACAGUUCAGGAAUCUGCAGAAAAUGGGGAACCACCCGUUACCCUUAAGCUGAGGACAUUUCAGGGGUUGGAAAUCAGCCAUGAACUGCAGAGUGCGCUCACACGAGGUCCUGAUGGCUUCUGUGCAGGAAGACGCUCUUAUAGCCAGGAGAGUAUUAGCUCUCGUUCACAGGGCUCCGGCCACUCACAGGAAUCUGCCUCUUCCCGUCCAUUGUUGGCCACCAACACCCAAGAAACAAACUCAACCUUACCAGAAAGGAACCUUCCUGAGGGAACAGAGCAACCACAGUGGAUGCCUAAUGGGUGCCAAACUCGACCAGAGCCACCCAUACCACCUCCCAAACCUAGCCUAAAAAAACGUUCACUCAGUGUCUGCCGAUAUGCACUGUCAGAUGGUGAGCCGGAGGAGGAGGAGGAAAAAAAGGUUGUAUCGGGAUCUGGAUCACUGGGAUCAUAUGCCACACUUACCAGACGUCCUGGGCGAAGUACUUUGACUAAUGGCCAGCCAGAGAAGAAAGUACAGCGUAGCCAGUCAUUUGCUGUCCGGGCACGCAGGAAGGGGCCUCCUCCACCACCCCCCAAGAGGCUUAGCUCUAUGUCUAGUGUGGAAACAACAGUCUCUGGGGCAAACUGCUCAGUUAGAAGCAUAGCAGCACGACUAGAAGAAUUAGGUGGUGUGUCAGAAUUCCGACCUUGUGAAAAUCCUCAAACAGAUGAAAAAGAAGUCUCUGGGGGACGAAGGAGGACAGUGAGCGAGUCUGCAGCAGGACUUGGAGGAAGGCUGACAGUACCACCGAUGGUAAAGAGGGAGGGGGAGGAAGAAGGGAAGAAAGAAGAACCAAUAUCAUCACAACACAGUUCAAGUGAAAGUCUCCCAUUCGCAGAAGAAGGCAAUCUCACCAUUAAACAGAGACCCAAACCACCAGGGACUAAAACUGAACAAGAUGUCACAUUGGAGUCCAGUAUCAGCCCAGUGACCAGAACAGAGCAACUGACAAACAGGGAUGUCCAGGUUGUUUCAGAGCUGAACGUUCCGCCACCCAUAGCUCCCAAGCCACUGACUGUAUCUAAACCAAACAUAGAGACCAAGCCUUCAGCAGAAGUGCUCGGCUCUAAACUUAGUAUGCAGCCUGAUUUUCAGCUUACAGAGUCAGACACAGUAAAACGGAGGCCAAAGGUGAAAGAGAAAGAGGUUGCUUGUUUUGGUGAAGAGAAUCAGGAAAUACAGAGUAAAUGGAAAAAUCCUUCCCCCUUACCUAAAGGAUCCCCAGCGCAGGAAAUUCUAGUGACCAAAAUUGCGGAGAUAGAGAAGAACCUCUGCAGCCUAGGAAGGAACGAAGGAAUGGAGGAGAUUCCAAGAGUUGCCAAUGCUGGAACAGGGUUUCAAGUCUCUCAAUCUCAUUUAGUGAUUUCUGGGCCCCAAUUAGUUUUGCAGAAGCCAUCAUGGGGAGUAAGUAGCUCAGCUCGUCCUGCAGACUCAAUAAUAUGGGGAAAUGAGGCUGGGUCUCGCCGUAGCGAACGGGACAGUGUACGUCCACAGAACAUGGUAAUCUCAGAACUGGGAUGCAAUAGCUCUUCACAACAGACAGCGGAAGCGCAAGGGACCACAAAAGAAACUAACAGUGUUGAGUCAAUACCACUAACCAAGAACAUCCUUGAUGAUAUCAGCACGAUGUUUGAUAAUUUGGCUGAGCAGCUGGAUGCCAUGCUGGAUUGAAGUUUUUGGAAUUUACCGCAAAAACUAAAUGCAGACAACGUGGUGCAUCUUGGGUUUUGGAUGAAAAAAAAAAGAAUGCAGUGAAACAGUGCCUUUUCAAUUGGAUUCUACUGAAAAAAAAAACAAAAAACUGCAGAACUAAGAUGAACUUACAGGUGUUGCUCAUUUGCUUGUAUUUUUUGUAUAGUGCAUUUCCCCAGGUUAAAAAAGUAUGUGUAUUUUAUGUACUACCAAUCACAAUGAAAUUGUAAAUGUUUGAUUUGUUUUGUUCUGUUUCACAGAAAAGUCUAUUUUAAAGUAACUUUUAUAAAUAUAUGUAUACAUUUCUAUAAAUAUAUAUAUAUAUUUACUAACCUUGAA